UGUGAAAUUAUCCUAAGAGUGGGAUUUGCUGCAACUCUAUUCAUGAGAGGGGAGGGCGUCGAUGAACCACAAAGUCAUCAUCUUCCUACCCCCAGUUGUUUUUCCUUAGAACCCGACCCACUCUGCUCAUAUCCACGUACUGCUAACCAUUGACAUUUGCAAUUAACUUAUGGCAGCUUCAGGGUUGCUUACGUUUCAUCUCCCUCGCCUCGCCCGUCAUUUUCCAUUCCCUCAUUCAUUUAAUCCUUCCGUUUCUUUUCAUAACCUUGUAUUUCGCCGAAAACUGCCACCUCGCCGCUCACUCAUACUCGGCCGCGAUUGCAUACUUAGGAGGUCGUUCGUUGCUGCCAGUUCAAGUUCUCAAGAUUGGAGAAAUAGUGUUGGGGCCGUCGACGAAAGAUAUGAUGUUAUAGUUAUAGGAGGAGGACAUGCGGGUUGUGAAGCUGCACUUGCAUCUGCUCGUUUAGGGGCUAAAACUCUUCUUCUGACACUCAAUAUCGAUCGAAUUGCUUGGCAGCCUUGCAAUCCAGCAGUAGGUGGGCCUGCAAAAUCUCAACUCGUGCACGAAGUAGAUGCACUCGGUGGUGAAAUUGGCAAGGUCGCCGACAGAUGUUAUCUACAGAAGCGUGUACUCAACGUCUCUAGAGGCCCUGCAGUACGGGCAUUGCGUGCUCAAACUGAUAAAAGGGAGUAUGCACUUCAAAUGAAAAGUAUUGUGGAAAGCACUCCGAAUCUUUCUAUUAGAGAGGCAAUGGUGACAGAUAUUUUAGUAGGAAAGAAUGACAACGUGGAAGGUGUUUGCACCUUCUUUGGAAUGAAUUUCUAUGCAUCCGCUGUUAUUCUCACUACAGGAACAUUCAUGAGUGGCAAAAUAUGGGUGGGUAGAACUUCCAUGCCUGCAGGAAGAGCUGGUGAAUCAGCUUCACAUGGACUCACUGAAAACUUACAACGUCUUGGAUUUGAAAUUGAUCGGUUGAAAACAGGAACCCCGGCCCGAGUGGACUGUCGAACUGUUGACUUUUCUGCACUGGAACCUCAACAUGGUGAUGACGAGGUCAAUUGGUUUAGUUUUGAUCCUGAUUUUCACAUAGAGAGAGAGCAAAUGUGCUGUUAUCUGACUCGCACUACGAAAAGUACACACGAACUUAUCAAGGAGAACCUGCAUGAAACUCCCACUUACGGAGGCUGGGUGGAAGCGAAAGGGCCUAGAUAUUGCCCAUCCAUUGAAGAUAAGAUUGUGAGGUUUCAAGACAAAGACUCUCAUCAGAUUUUUCUUGAGCCAGAGGGCCGUAACGUGCCUGAGCUCUAUGUGCAGGGAUUCUCUACUGGUUUGCCAGAACGACUACAGUUGCCACUUUUGAGAACUUUACCAGGCCUUGAGAACUGUUCGAUGCUUAGACCUGCAUAUGCAGUAGAGUAUGAUUUCUUGCCUGCUCAUCAAUGUAGCAGAUCUCUUAUGACCAAAAAAAUUGAUGGGCUUUUCUUCUCUGGUCAAAUAAAUGGAACCACAGGCUAUGAAGAAGCAGCUGCACAAGGAAUUAUAUCUGGUAUCAAUGGUGCCAGAUUUUCAGAUGGCAAGCCCCUCAUUGUUCUUGAGAGGGAAAGUAGUUACAUUGGGACCUUAAUCGAUGACCUCGUCACCAAGGACCUUCGUGAGCCUUAUCGUAUGUUGACAAGCCGCUCAGAACAUCGACUACUUCUUCGAUCUGACAAUGCGGAUAGCCGUCUCACACCUCUGGGCCGUGAAAUUGGGUUAAUAGAUGAUAGGCGCUGGAAACUAUACCAAGAGAAGCAGGCUAGAAUAUCAGAUGAGAAGAAGAGAUUGAAAACUGUUAGGAUAUCAGGAGGAGAGCUGGCUGCCGAUGUUUCUCUCCUGUCUGGUCAGCCUGUGAAGGACUGUUCGACAUUGGAGAGUCUUCUUAAGAAACCCCACAUAGGAUAUAACAUUUUUGAUAAGCAUGGUUUUGGGAAUACACUCUUAACCAAAUCAGAAAAGGAUUGUGUAGAGAUUGAUAUCAAAUAUGAGGGUUUCAUUCUACGGCAGCAAACACAACUCCAGCAGAUGGUUCAUCAACAACACAGAGUACUUCCUGAGGACUUGGAUUACUAUGCAAUGACAACAUUGUCUCUUGAAGCCCGCGAAAAAUUAUCUAAGGUGAGACCCCAAACUAUCGGUCAAGCAAGUAGAGUUGGCGGAGUAAGCCCUGCUGAUAUCACAGCUCUGCUCAUCAUCCUUGAAUCCAACAGAAGAAAAGCUCAGGAGAUGAAGCGGCAUAAAAUGCUUGGUUCCAUCAUUAGAGAAUCUACUGACACGGAAGAACGCCCUUCAGGAGUUCAUUUAACUGAGGCAAUCAGUUCUUGACAUGUCAUUGACGGGUCUAUUGCUAGAGAAUCUGUUGAUUCGGAGUUGAAUCGUCGUGCAUUCUUUAGUACAUGGCUUUCUAAUGAUGCAAUCCUCAAUCAGUCAAAGAAGUAAAAGCUAUUACUGGAGAUUGUGCAUCAUUCUGGGGUGACAAGCCAAGGGCCAAGGGCCAAGGCAUUGCCUUUUGGCAGCUGGGAUUUUCAGGGAAACUGAUAUACACAUACUCAUAGUUCGGGGGAAUUUUGUUGAUCCAUUGAAGCGUAGUCGGAGCUACUAUAAAAGUUAUUUCCUUCUUGAACAAUCGAUUGUACACAAUGCAUUUUCAAUGCUUUUGGUAAAUUAAUUUUGGUUUGUGUGCCCUACAGUAGAGGUUGUAAUGUAGAACUCUUGUAAGGUAUUACCAUGUGGAAUAGAGCGUAUUUAUAAGUCUAAUAUUGUGCUUCGAAAAGAA
Messenger RNA from Benincasa hispida (wax gourd), 2813 nucleotides. RefSeq names its product glucose-inhibited division family A protein. Gene Ontology annotation, molecular function: flavin adenine dinucleotide binding. Lineage: Eukaryota; Viridiplantae; Streptophyta; Magnoliopsida; Cucurbitales; Cucurbitaceae. Gene Ontology annotation, biological process: tRNA wobble uridine modification; tRNA methylation. The record is from RefSeq and is a predicted model, not a curated record.